Cladophialophora carrionii CBS 160.54 is the source of this 1356-nucleotide messenger RNA. RefSeq lists its product as uncharacterized. Bases 1 to 1356 code for a protein of 451 amino acids. Gene Ontology annotation, biological process: transmembrane transport. The record is from RefSeq and is a predicted model, not a curated record. Gene Ontology annotation, cellular component: fungal-type vacuole membrane. Gene Ontology annotation, molecular function: transmembrane transporter activity. The transcript is spliced from 4 exons. NCBI's taxonomy places the organism in Eukaryota, Fungi, Ascomycota, Eurotiomycetes, Chaetothyriales, Herpotrichiellaceae.
AUGACCGAUCUGAUUGGAAUGGAGCGCCUGGAGGGAUCGAAAAUAGCCCAGAUCGAUGAGCUGAAUCUCAAGCCUGACGCUGACGCUGAAAAUCCUGGAGUCGUCCCAUCAAAGAACCUCUCGCAUGCUCGGUCCAAUGACUCUGUCGACCCGGGUCCAGCGCCUGAUGGAGGCUUGAGAGCCUGGUCGAUCGCCUGUGCAGCACAUCUGAUCAUUUUCAACGCCUGGGGUUUCGUGAACAGCUACGGGUUAUUUCAGACCUACUAUGUCCAGGUGAUGAAGAUAGGCGGUGAGAGUUCGGUGGCGUGGAUUGGCACCACUCAAGUGUUCGUUUUAUUUGGCAUGGGCACCUGGACCGGGAGAGCUCUGGAUGCUGGCUUCUUCAGGAGCCAAUAUAUCGUGGGGAGCAUUAUUUCUGUCACCGGGCUGUUCCUGCUCAGCCUGUGCAAGAGCUUCUGGCAGAUCUUUCUCGCUCAGACACUCUGUGUUGGCUUCGGUUAUGGAUUGAGCUUUGUACCCACCUUGGCCCUGGUGAGCACCUACUUCGAUAAGAAGCGGUCCACGGCGCUGGCUGUGGCCGUGACUGGAUCAUGCACAGGGGGGCUUGUGUUCCCAGCUAUUGCGGAGACGAUGCUCCCCAGGGUCGGAUUUCCCUGGGCGAUGCGCACGAUAGCUUUUGUGCAGUUGGCCUGUGUCAUUGCAGCUGGUCUCGUCCUGAAGCCUCGUCUGCCGCCACGGAGGUCGGGUCCGAUUGUGGAAUGGUCGGCCUUCAAAGAGGCGCCGUACACGCUGUAUCUGAUCGGGUCUUUCCUGUACUUCUGGUCCGUUUACGUCGGUUGGUUUUUUAUUGGCACCUUUGCCAGGAACGCUUUGGGCGCCACUCAAGCCACCAGCAUCAACCUUCUGAUGGUCUUGAACGGCGUAGGCGUUGUUGGGCGAAUGCUACCGGCUUAUGUUGCCCAAAGAUGGGUCGGAGGACUCAACUUGAUGAUACCGCUGGCUAUCGUGGCCAGCAUCAUCCUUUACUGUUGGAUCGCUGUCGACUCUAUGAGUGGGCUAUGGGUCUUUGCCGUCACAUAUGGAAUCGUUGCUCAUGGACUUCAAUCGCUGUUCCCCAUUGUGCUUGCAAACUUGACAAAAGACCCCAGUAAGGCAGGCGUUCGAAGUGGCAUGGGAUUUACAAUUGUGGGCCUCGCAGUUCUGACUGGAUCUCCCAUCGCGGGAGCCCUGAUUGAAACUAAUGGUGGCAGGUUCAUUGGGUUGCAGCUGUUCUCUGCGACGACCAUGGUAGCAGCUGCUGCAGUGCUGCUGCUGGUUAGAUGGGUCGCGGUUGGAUGGACACGAGAAAAGCUGUGA